Piliocolobus tephrosceles (Ugandan red Colobus) is the source of this 1311-nucleotide messenger RNA. RefSeq names its product RAB13, member RAS oncogene family (gene RAB13). Gene Ontology annotation, molecular function: GTPase activity; GTP binding. The record is from RefSeq and is a predicted model, not a curated record. The coding region runs from base 504 to 872 and encodes 122 amino acids. The transcript is spliced from 8 exons. Lineage: Eukaryota; Metazoa; Chordata; Mammalia; Primates; Cercopithecidae.
GGGAAAUAGACAGGAAGAGUCUUAUGACAAUUCUGGUUACAAAGGAAAAGGAAAAAUGCCCCCCUUUCCUAAUUGUCUCAAAAGUAAUCCUGCUUAGCCUCAGACUUUCCUAGUGCCAAGUUUGGCCCACUAGUUAAUUCACAUAGACUGGCUUCAGCUACUUUUUUCCUUACUCUCUACUAGGAGGGUGGGUGGAAUACCAAGAGUAGAGGGCCCUAAGAAAACAGAGAAGAGGAAUGUGAAAGUAAUAUCUGGGGGGGAGACAGAGACUGAAUUCAGAGAGUUGUCAGCUGGUAUGGCUGAAUGGACCCAAGAGGUGGCCUAAGGAUCUUAAGCCUCCAUGCAGAAUUUUCAUCACCUUUUCCCUCCCAAAAUCCAUAAAACGAAUUGAUUUCAAGAUCCGCACUGUGGAUAUAGAGGGGAAGAAGAUCAAACUACAAGUCUGGGACACGGCUGGCCAAGAGCGAUUCAAGACAAUAACUACUGCCUACUACCGUGGAGCCAUGGGCAUUAUCCUAGUAUACGACAUCACGGAUGAGAAGUCUUUCGAGAAUAUUCAGAACUGGAUGAAAAGCAUCAAGGAGAAUGCCUCGGCUGGGGUGGAACGCCUCUUGCUAGGGAACAAAUGUGACAUGGAGGCCAAGAGGAAGGUGCAGAAGGAGCAGGCCGAUAAGUUGGCUCGAGAGCACGGGAUCCGAUUUUUCGAAACUAGUGCUAAAUCCAGUAUGAAUGUGGAUGAGGCUUUUAGCUCCCUGGCCCGGGACAUCUUGCUCAAGUCAGGAGGCCGGAGAUCAGGAAACGGCAACAAGCCUCCCAGUACUGACCUGAAAACUUGCGACAAGAAGAACACCAACAAGUGCUCCCUGGGCUGAGGACCCUUUCUCGCCUCCCCCCCUGGAAGCUGAACCUGAGGGAGACAGGGCAAAGGGAGUGAGCAGGGGAGAAAUAGCAGAGGGGCUUGGAGGGACACAUAGGUAGAUGGUAAAGAGAAGGAGGAAUAAAAGGAGAAGAGAAAAGGGAAAAGCAGAAAGGAAAAGAAGGAAGAGAGAGGAGGGAGAAGGGAGAGGAAUGGAUUGAGGAAGUGAAAGAAGGUAAGGAGGUAGGAAGAGGGAGGAGGAAAGGGAGAUGGCCUCAGGCUUCAGACCUUACCUGGGUUUUCAGGGCAAACAUAAAUGUAAAUACACUGAUUUAUUCUGUUACUAGAUCAGGUUUUAGGGUCCUGCAAAGGGCUAGCUCGGCACUACACUAGCAGAUUUGCUCCUGUUCUGUCACUUUUCAUGGUCUUUAAUAAAGGCCAACUUUUUGCACAAA